AUGGACGCCGCCGACCGGUUGGACCGGGCCCAGAACGCGAGCGAGGUCGCGCAGCAGCUCUGCGCCCUGGGUUCCUUCGAGCUCGCCUCCUUCCUCGAGGCCGCGGGCGUCACCUCCGGCGCCGAGCUGCUGUCGCGCCUGCGCGUGCCGAAGCGCGACGGCGUCGAGUCGCGGCGGAGCCGCCUCGAGGCGGCGCUGUCGAAGAUCGACGGCAAGCUCGGCGCCCUGGCGGCGCAGAAGGACGAGCUCGAGGCCUUCGGCGGCGACGAGGCGCGCUACGAGGCCGUGCUCCUGGACGAGAAGGUCAAGGAGCUCCGCGCGCACGCGGGCCGGCUCCGGGACCUCCAGAAGGUGCUGCUGCUGCCCGGCGGCGGCGCGAGCCCCCACUUCAAGGCGACGAAGACGAGCGCCAUCGACUUCUCGGCCGCGCGCGCGGUCACCGUCGCGCUGCCGUCGGCGGCGAAGCCCGCGCCGCUCCGGGGCUCCGCGUCGGCGUCGGCCGUGUCCUGGCGCGCGCCGGGUGCCGAGGAGGAGGCCGCGCCGCGGCCGAAGACGCUCCAGGCCGUCUACGACAUGUUCUGCGGCUACUGGCGGCAGACGACGAUGACGAACCUCGCGUUCGUCAAGUUCUGCCGCGACACGAAGCUCAACGACGCCAAGUUCGUCAAGGCCGGCAUCGACCUCAUCUGGACGCGCUGCGCGAAGAAGGAGAAGAAGGUCAAGUUCGAGGUCUUCCAGCUCAUGCUCGACGAGAUCGCGGCGACGAAGGGCACGUCGCGCGAGGUCCUCGACGACUACAUCCUCCGCAACGCCAAGGUCGUCGUCCAGGGCACGCGCGGCUCGUCGAAAUUCUACGACGACAAGUCGAACUGGACCGGCGUCGCCAAGAAGGGCGGGCCGUCGACGAACGACCCCAAGCUGAGCCUCGCGACCAUGACGAACACGGGCCGAUGA
Molecule: messenger RNA, 954 nt
Organism: Aureococcus anophagefferens
Lineage: Eukaryota; Pelagophyceae; Pelagomonadales; Pelagomonadaceae
Exons: 1
Coding region: 1-954 (317 amino acids)
Biological process (GO): microtubule polymerization
Molecular function (GO): tubulin binding
Source: RefSeq, a predicted model, not a curated record